CAAGAGAUCAGCAGUGCUCUCCAGACAACACAGUUUGCACCUCAUCACCUUCGCAACAAUGAAGUUCCUCGCCGGUCUCUCCCUCAUUGCCUCCGUGGCUUCGGCCAUGAGCGUUGACUUGACUCAGCGCGGCGGUCCCCUCGACGUCAAGAUCGAGGUCGUCGGCAACACCAACGUCAAGGCUAGCAUCACCAACACCGGCAAGGAUCCUCUGAAGGUCCUCAAGACUGGUUCCAUCCUCGACACUGCUGCUGUUGAGAAGACCCAGAUCUUUUCUUCCUCCGGCCCCGUCGCUUUCGACGGUCUCCGUUUCCGCGUCGCCACUUCCGACCUCCCCGAGGAUGCCUUCCAGCUGAUCGCCCCCGGCGAGACCGUCUCCACCUCCUGGGAUCCCGCGGAGGUUCACGAUCUCUCCCAGGGCGGCUCCUACGACGUCAAGGUCUCCGGCGCCCUGCAGUACGCCGACCCCGACUCUACCGAGCUCAAGGGCACCAUCCCGUUCUCGUCCAACAUCGUGACGGCCUCGGUCGACGGCGCCGCCGCCAGCCAGGCCCGCCGCUCCUUCCACGAGAAGCGCUCCGCCGUCCAGUCCGACUGCACCGGCACCAAGGGCACCGCCACCCGCACCGCCAUGACCAACUGCCGCGCGCUCGCCCUCGCCGCCAGCCAGGUUGCCGCGUCUGGUUCUGCCUCCAAGAUGACCGAGUACUUCAAGUCGUCCAGCUCUUCCACGCGCUCCACCGUCGCCGGCGUGUUUGCCAGGGUCGCUAGCGAGUGCGGCUCCACCACUUCCGGCUACGCCAAGUACUACUGCUCCGAUGUCUACGGCGCUUGCUCGUCCGGUGUCCUUGCCUACACCCUGCCCAGCUCCAGCUUCAUGGUUAACUGUCCGCUGUACUUCUCGGCCCUGUCGGCGCUGAGCAGGACCUGCCAUGCCCAGGAUCAGGCGACGACUACCCUCCAUGAGACCACCCACUUGAGCCAGAUUAAGGGCACUACGGACCAGAAUGGCUGCUAUGGGUAUAGCUGUGUGAAGAGUCUGAGUGCGAGCCAGAACUUGAAUCAUGCUGAUACUUAUGCUUUGUUUGCUAACUCUAUCUACGUUGGCUGCUAAGCGCACGUCACAUGCACUCACCUGCCUAUGGGGUUGGUGAGAGUUUGGAGGUGACUUAACGGACGGGAGUCUGGAGACUGUUGGACUUGCAGUUGCCGGGUAGCUGUCACGGAAACUUGACAGUGGUGUUGGACUGUUGUGUCAGGGUGUUGGUCUCUUCUCACUGUGCACCGUCUCUUUGGACAGCAGCAAGUUCUAUCUUUCUUGGAUAGCGCUCUGCGGGUUCACCUG
Messenger RNA from Neurospora tetraspora, 1345 nucleotides. RefSeq names its product Deuterolysin metalloprotease family-domain-containing protein. Gene Ontology annotation, molecular function: metalloendopeptidase activity. Gene Ontology annotation, biological process: proteolysis. The coding region runs from base 59 to 1114 and encodes 351 amino acids. NCBI's taxonomy places the organism in Eukaryota, Fungi, Ascomycota, Sordariomycetes, Sordariales, Sordariaceae. The transcript is spliced from 3 exons. The record is from RefSeq and is a predicted model, not a curated record.